Molecule: messenger RNA, 1757 nt
Organism: Neurospora tetrasperma FGSC 2508
Lineage: Eukaryota; Fungi; Ascomycota; Sordariomycetes; Sordariales; Sordariaceae
Exons: 2
Source: RefSeq, a predicted model, not a curated record
UAUGUCGGCGCACGUUGAAGUGCUGUCUACGGACUUGAGAAGGACGAAAAUCAAAGUCACGCCCGGAACCUACAUGGUCGAUGUUCUGGGGGAAGCUUGUCAAAAGUUCAACCUGAACAGUGACAAAUACCAACUUAAACAUAAACAGAAGCUGAUCGAUCUGUCUGGUCCCUUCCGGACGUCAGGUCUCGUGUCUGGCGCCAAGCUCGAACUUGUGCAAAAGUCUAAGAGCGCAGCAGUUGUGUCGAUAGCCCUCGAUGUUAAUGGUCAGCGGUACACGAAGAAGCUAUCCAGUGACAUGACGCUGUGGCAGGUUAUGCGGCAGUUCGAGGUUGCGGAGAAAGGGUUAAACCUGACCGGCAGAGGCACGCCUAAGAGUAGUACUGGCCCUCAGGGAACCAGCGGUCAGUUAUACUUCGAGGCGCCAGUAGUGAGCAUCAUGGGCAGGGAGUACACUUCGAUGGAGGAUCUACAGAAGACGCUGUCCCAAUGUGGUAUUAAUUCUGGCAGCAUCGUUCUGCGGGUGUCCUUUCGCGAAACCGAGAAGACCCUGUAUGAGGCGAUGCAGGAUAUCGGCCAAUAUCUCAAGGAGGUGGAAUCAGAUCAACCGAAGACACAGGCAGAUGAGCCUUCAGCUCCAGUAACUGGGUCAGCGCCGGCGAUAGAGGAACCUACAGAAGAUCUGACUCUAGCUGCUGGGCCGAAGCCCAUCAAGGAGAGUACGUUAGCAGAGCCAGAACUACAGACGGGCUCCGUAGAGGGAACCAAAGCCGCGGCCCCGGUCGCCCCUGCCCCGGAGCCAGUCCCGAAGACCGAUCCGAUGGACAUCGUCGAUGAGGUAGUCGCUCCUCCUGCCGUGCCUCCUAGAGAGACCACCACCACUGUCAGCGAACCCAGCGACCCCCUUAUGCCUACGGGCGUCUUCAAUGCCCCGUCCUCUACCACUCCCAUCGCUGCCCGGAUUGAGGUACACGAUUCUGUGUACGAGCCCACCAUCGCCCAUGCUCAGCUACGGCAACAACAGCUAUUGCAACGGGCGCAAAACCAACGGCUCAAGUCCGAUGCCGAACUUGCGGCUGAUGCGGCCGAGGAAGCAGCUCGGCUCGCCAAGGUCACGCAGGUCGAUAUCAAGAUCCGUUUCCCGGACCAGACAUCGGCGCAGUGGACAGUUGCCCCGGAGCACACAGGCGCUUUCCUAUACCAGGCCGUCAAGGGAGUCAUGACUCAUCCUGACCAGCCUUUCCGCCUCAUCCUCCCCGGCACGCAUCCAAUUGUUGCGGUUCAAGAUGGUAACAAGAGGCUAGUGUCGGACUAUAAGCUUCGGGGUAGGGCACUGUUGAACCUUGUAUGGGAUGAUGCGGCGUCGCAGGAGGCGCGCGAGGCGCCCUUUUUGAAGGGCAGUGUGGCUAGCCGAGCGCAGGAGGUAGUGGUACCGGAUGUCUCACAGGAGGAGGGCGAAGAGGAGAAGGAUGUCCAAGCUGGACAGUCGUCAUCGAGCGGCCAAGAGGUGAAGCGAAAGGGUGAUCAUGGUCUGGAUUCCGAUGCUGUCAAGAAAAAGUUGGGAAAAUUGUUCAAGCUGCCUGGUAGGAAGUGAGCAGCUCCCGACGACCUUGAGUUGGAUCACGCCUUCAUUGUAUGCUUCCGAUUUAUACGAGCUUUUUAGUGGCCAUCAUCGGUAUCGUUGGGCGUUGGCUGAAAGGUGAAUGUGCAAGAAAUGAUAAGAGGGUACACUAGAUAAUGAUGCCAGAGCUUCUCUA